This is a messenger RNA of Cloeon dipterum, 2767 nucleotides long. It is a transcript of the gene fand, whose product is annotated as Pre-mRNA-splicing factor SYF1 fand. Gene Ontology annotation, biological process: generation of catalytic spliceosome for first transesterification step; mRNA splicing, via spliceosome. The coding region runs from base 196 to 2748 and encodes 850 amino acids. Gene Ontology annotation, molecular function: protein binding. Lineage: Eukaryota; Metazoa; Arthropoda; Insecta; Ephemeroptera; Baetidae. The record is from RefSeq and is a predicted model, not a curated record. The transcript has 13 exons. Gene Ontology annotation, cellular component: post-mRNA release spliceosomal complex; U2-type catalytic step 2 spliceosome; Prp19 complex.
UGGGUAAGAAGACUCGGACGUGUUUAUGUUUGUUUUCACCGGCACAAGCGAUUUUCUAAAUUACUUGGCAUCUAUGAAUUUUUGGCGCUUCUUCUGGAGAAAAACAGAAAAGAGUAUCUUUAGAAGCUAUCACAAAGAGUCAUAAAUAUUGUUUUUUCAAGUCUUGUAAGCCAAUUUGGCUGAUUUCCUUCCGCGAUGCCCGACUUUGACGCGAGCUCCCUCGUCUUCACGGACGAUGAUCUUCCUUAUGAGGAGGAGAUCUUGAGAAAUCCUUUUUCCGUGAAGCACUGGCUUCGUUACAUCGAUCAUAAAAAAUCAGGCCCCCCUAACAAUGUGAACAUAAUUUACGAACGGGCCCUGAAAGAGCUUCCUGGAAGCUAUAAAUUGUGGUACAACUACCUAAAGUUGAGAAGGCGCCAAGUUCGUGGACGCUGCAUCACGGAUCCUGCCUACGAGGAUGUCAACAACGCUCACGAAAGAGCUUUGGUGUUCAUGCAUAAAAUGCCUCGAAUUUGGAUGGACUAUUGCACUUUCCUUGUUGACCAAAAAAAGAUCACCAGAACUAGACAGGCUUUCGACCGAGCGCUGCGAGCUUUGCCCAUAACUCAGCACCACAGAAUGUGGCCAUUAUACACCAAGUUUGUUUGUUCUUACGACUGUCAUGAGACCGCAAUCAGAGUCUUCAGGCGUUACUUGAAGUUAUGUCCUGAAAAUACCGAGGAUUACAUUGAGUAUCUGGUGAGCAUUGAGCGCUUGGAUGAAGCUGCUAUCAAACUGGCUAGCAUUGUUAACAACGAGAACUUUGUAUCAAAGCAUGGCAAGUCAAACCACCAACUUUGGAAUGAACUCUGCGAACUCAUUUCCAAAAAUCCACAUAAAGUCAAGUCUCUGAAUGUCGAUGCAAUCAUCAGAGGUGGUUUGCGAAGAUACUCUGAUCAGCUAGGAAGUUUGUGGCAGUCUCUGGCCGAUUACUACAUCAGGUCUGGAUUAUUUGAACGGGCAAGAGAUGUUUAUGAAGAAGCAAUCCAGACUGUAACAACAGUUAGGGACUUCACCCAAGUGUUUGAUGCGUAUGCUCAAUUUGAGGAGUUGAGUUUAACCAAGCGGAUGGAAGAAGUGGCCGAAAAUACCAGCCCUUCUGAAGAAGAUGACAUUGAGCUGGACUUGAGAAUGGCCAGAUUUGAACACUUGAUGGCGCGCCGCUUGUUGCUUCUGAACUCUGUGCUCCUUCGCCAAAAUCCACACAAUGUUCAUGAGUGGCACAAAAGAGUUGUGCUGUUGGAAGGAAAGCCCCACGAGAUCAUCAAUACAUACACUGAAGCUGUUCAAACCGUGGAUCCUAAGCAAGCUGUUGGAAAACUGCACUCCCUCUGGAUCGCUUUUGCCAAGUUUUACGACUCCAACGGUCAGCUGGAGGAUGCUCGUCUGGUUUUUGAGAAGGGAACCCUAGUUGCAUACCUGAAAGUAGAUGAUUUGGCAUCUGUAUGGUGCGCCUGGGCAGAAAUGGAGUUGCAGCAUGACAAUUAUGAAGCGGCUCUGAAGCUGAUGCACCGAGCUACUGUUCCACCUCCCAGGAAGGUUGCUUACCAUGAUGACACUGAGACCGUGCAAAACCGAUUGUAUAAGUCGCUGAAGAUUUGGUCCAUGUUUGCUGACUUGGAAGAGAGUUUUGGAACUUUCAAGGCGUGCAAGUCUGUUUAUGACCGCAUCCUGGACCUGAAGAUUGCCACACCUCAGAUUGUCAUCAACUAUGGAGUGUUCUUGGAGGAACACAAAUAUUAUGAAGAGGCCUUCCGGGCAUAUGAGAAAGGAAUUGCGCUGUUCAAGUGGCCAAACGUAUUUGACAUCUGGAACACCUACUUGACCAAGUUCCUCAAAAGAUAUGGCGGCACCAAACUUGAACGAGCAAGAGAUUUGUUUGAGCAGUGCUUAGAACACUGUCCUAACAAAUUUUCCAAGACUCUUUAUUUGCUCUAUGCAAAGCUGGAAGAGGAGCAUGGAUUGGCCAGACACGCAAUGGCGGUGUAUGAAAGAGCUACCCAAGCUGUUCUUCCCGAGGAGCAGUUUGAGAUGUUCAAUAUUUACAUCAACAAGGCGGCAGAGCUCUAUGGCGUUGCGCGCACCAGGCAAAUUUACGAAAAAGCCAUCGAGGUGUUGCCUGAAGAAAAGGCGAGAGAUAUGUGCCUUCGCUUUUCUGACAUGGAAACAAAACUGGGAGAAGUUGACAGAGCUCGAGCGAUUUACGCGCAUUGCAGUCAGAUGUGCGACCCGAGGGUCACGGCAGAAUUCUGGCAAACUUGGAAGGACUUUGAGAUCCGCCAUGGCAAUGAGGACACCAUGAGGGAAAUGCUUAGGAUUAAGCGCAGCGUGCAAGCAACUUACAACACCCAGGUCAAUAUGAUGUCAGCACAAAUGCUGACUGCUUCUGGACAAGUAGCAGGAACCGUUGCUGACUUGGCACCUGGCGCAAAGGACGGUAUGCGGAUGCUCGAAGCCAAGGCGGCCCAAAUGGCAGAGCCUGUGGCCAAAAAGGCUGCUACGCAAGGCUCAAUUUCUUUCAUCAGAGGAGAGACUCAGGUCAAGGACGUCAACAAGGUGGUUAACCCUGACGAGAUUGACAUUGACGACGAGAGCAGUGAAGAAGAAGAUGGAGAAGAUGAAAAGGACUUUGAAGAAGUUCUACCAGUGAAAAAGCAAGCGAUUCCGUCAAAGGUGUUUGGAAGUCUAAAAAAAGAUGAUGAAAAUUAAAUUUGCAAGUUUUAAUUUA